CUGCGGAAUCAAUUCAAUUUCAACAACCACCAUAUCGAAGACGGGUACAGCAUCGACCGGCCAAAAUGCGUACCUACGACGAUACUUUCAGCGCCACCAAGAUCUACCCGGGCAAGGGCAAACUCUACGUCCGUGGUGACAGCAAGAUCUUCCGAUUCCAAAAUGGCAAAACCGAAUCCUUGUUCCUUCAGCGCAAGAACCCUCGAAGAAUAGCCUGGACCAUGUUGUACCGAAGAAUGCACAAGAAGGGUAUUUCGGAGGAAGUCGCAAAGAAACGAACUCGCCGCACAGUCAAGCACCAGCGCGCCAUCGUCGGUGCCACUCUCGACGUGAUCAAGGAGCGCCGAGCACAACGUCCCGAAGCCCGUCAAGCUGCCCGUCAAGCCGCCAUCAAGGAAUCCAAGGAGAAGAAGGCCGCGCAGGAGAGCAAGAAGAAGGCUGAGAAGGCGAAGACCGCCGCCAAGACCGCGACCGGUCAGGUCCGUGGUGGUCUUGCAAGCAAGCAGCAGGCAAAGGGCAAGCCCGGGAAGGUGCAGGCUACGAGCCGAUAAACGGAGAGAUGAUGUUACUGGCGAUGGAAGUGGUCCGUUGAAAGCCAAGUGGUUUCUCAUGAUGGCCCAAUACACAUGCAGAGCAUCUAGUGGACGGUUGAUGACCUUUGACGGAGCGAAUGCAUGGGCAUCCGGAACGAAAUGCUGAAUGCAGAAGAGAUGAUGUCUCUGUGCAGGCUUCUAUGGCGUGGCUUCGGACGGCGAUUUCAAUGCUGAAGAGGCAUAGAACAUUGUUGAUUCGGUACAGGAUGGGAAUCAAUCAUCUUCCAAAGCAUUUUCAUUGCCUAUCUUCGACAUGCCUGCCGAUGUGCCCGCCAUUCUACUGUGCUUUGUUUGCGCUCUGCACGAUACUUUUCCAAGGGAUUGCCCAGGGGCAUGCAGUCGUGAUUUGUCUUUCAGGCAAAUGAUUCCAAGCAAAGCAGCCUUGUGGCCCAAGUGUUUGAUG
Molecule: messenger RNA, 996 nt
Organism: Exophiala xenobiotica
Lineage: Eukaryota; Fungi; Ascomycota; Eurotiomycetes; Chaetothyriales; Herpotrichiellaceae
Product: 60S ribosomal protein L24
Exons: 3
Coding region: 66-551 (161 amino acids)
Biological process (GO): cytoplasmic translation
Cellular component (GO): cytosolic large ribosomal subunit
Molecular function (GO): structural constituent of ribosome; mRNA binding
Source: RefSeq, a predicted model, not a curated record